This is a messenger RNA of Aureobasidium uvarum, 663 nucleotides long. The record is from the annotation of a GenBank genome assembly. NCBI's taxonomy places the organism in Eukaryota, Fungi, Ascomycota, Dothideomycetes, Dothideales, Saccotheciaceae.
AUGUCUACUGAGAAGAUUGAACACACCAUGACCGAAGAUCGCGACAGUGGCAAUGGCUCACCAUUGAGUCGUCAAAUGACCGUCGCACUCACACCUGAACAAUACGAACGAUUGUUCUUCCAGCCUGAGGGACCUAGACGUGGAGACUUUUCCAAGAGAUUCGGUAUGGUCUUGCAUGAUACCUUUGUGUGCANNUUCCCUAUGGCCGUCUUCAUCAUCUACGGAUGCCACUGGGGCAGUCUCGCAUACACUCAAGAUCCUUUCUACAACCAGCUCUCCGCUUUUGGAACUGGCGGUAGCGCAGGAGCCGAAUGGAAUGCCUCUCAGGGCUUCCACAACAUCACCAUGGUGCUCGUGUCGUUCACCUUCCUGGUCGCGACUUUCCGCGUCAACGCCUUCUUCGUCGCCACCUUCUUUGGUCUGGUUAUGAUGUUCUCUUUCAUUGCUGCUGCCGAUUUUGCUGUCCCCAACAUCAAGACUGCAGCUGAUCUCGAGCACGUCGGUCUCCUUCUCAAGAUUGGAGGUGGAUUUGGUUGGUUGGGCUUGAUCUCGGGUUGGUACUUGGCCAUUCUGACUGCUUGCGCUGCUGUCGGUAUCCCCUGCCCUCUUCCUGUGUUGGAUCUCUCCGGUGCCUUCAAGAAAGACCACGAGCACAAGGCCUAG